Messenger RNA from Caretta caretta (loggerhead turtle), 1416 nucleotides. Its product is annotated as alpha-1-antitrypsin-like. Gene Ontology annotation, molecular function: serine-type endopeptidase inhibitor activity. The record is from RefSeq and is a predicted model, not a curated record. Lineage: Eukaryota; Metazoa; Chordata; Testudines; Cheloniidae.
GUUCCAAAGGAAAAUGAAAUCCAUCCUCUGUCUGUGUGUGUUACUUGCUGGGCUUCAUGCUGUUGUCUUAUCUCAUCAUGUACCUGACCACCACAAUGACCAGGAUGGUCAAACAGAUAAUAAUCCCCCACCGCAGCUUAGCCCAGUUGGAGGCAAAGUCGUAACUGAACACAUGACCUUUAUGAAAGUUGUUGCUAGCAAUACUGACUUUGCAUUUAGAUUCUACAAGCAGAUUAAAUCAGAAGCAGCUGACAAGAACAUUUUCUUCUCUCCUCUGAGCAUCUCCACUGCCUUUGCAAUGCUGACGUUAGGUGCCAAGUCAGCCACUUUGAGUCAAAUUCACAAAGGACUCUCCUUUAAUCUGACAGAGAUUAAGGAGAGGGAGAUACAUGAAGGUUUUCAUCAUCUCAUCCGCAUGUUAAACCAUUCUGACAGUGAGAUCCAGCUGAAUAUGGGAAAUGCCCUUUUUGUAGAUGAUCGACUGAAACUACUAGAGAAGUUUUUGGCUGACGUCAAAAGUCUGUAUGAGUCUGAAACUUUUCCUAGUAACUUCCAGAAUUCUGCCGAGGCUGAGAAACAGAUCAAUGAUUGCAUCGAGAAGAAAACCCAUGGGAAAAUUGCCAACUUGGUCAAGGGUCUUGAUCCACUCACUGUAAUGGUUCUUGUCAACUAUAUUUUCUUUAAAGCUCAUUGGGAAAAUCCUUUCAGUAAUUUGAAUACCCGGGAAGAUGACUUUUUUGUGGAUGCCAAGACAUCUGUUAAAGUUAAUAUGAUGAACCGUGACAAAGAUUAUCGCACUCACCGUGAUGAGGAGCUGUCUUGCUGGGUGGUUGAAAUCCCAUACAAAGGAAAUGCUACUGCAUUAUUUAUUCUGCCUGAUGAAGGAAAAAUGAAGCAGGUGGAGGAGGCUCUGUUGAAAGAAACUGUGUCUAAAUGGACAACAUCACUUCAAGAAAGAGAAAUCAACCUAUACAUUCCAGCAUUCUCUGUAUCUGGUACUUAUGAUGUGAAAGAGCUGUUUCAGAAAAUGGGUGUGAUCGAUGUGUUCACUGAAGAAGCUGAUCUGUCCGGAAUCACGGAGAAAGCUGAACUGAAGGUGUCGAAAGUUGUUCACAAGGCCCUGGUGGAUGUUCAUGAGAAUGGUACUGAGGCUGCAGCAGUCACUGUGGUGGAGAUUGCAUUAUUUUCUGCUGUAUUUCCUCCUCCUCCUACCAUUAAAUUCAACAGGCCCUUCCUAAUGAUGAUUCUUGAUAAACCCACCCGAAGCAUCCUCUUUAUGGGCAAAAUCAUAAACCCUAUUGAAAAAUAACGGCCCAGCCACUCUUCAUGCCCCAGUGAUUUAAAUGAGUGGUGCGCAAAUUCUCAUGAGUAUGUGCAUGUACAACAGACAACUUGGUCCUAGUGACUGUAACUGAA